AUGGGGGACCAUGUUGGACGUUACAUGCAGCACUCGAGGUUAAGGAAACGUCAUCAUAUGCGUUUUAUGAAACCAGCACAUCAAGAAUAUGGUCGCUUCACUGCUAGAAUGAGACGAGUAACUGGUCACCGACGACGGAAGCCAUGGUCACGACCAAUAAUCAUGAGCGGCUGCAGAAGUCAAUGCAACGAAACGUGCGCUCCUGCUCACCAAUGCAAAUUGGCCUGCAAUGAAAGCUGUAUUGCCGCACGGGAUCCUCAGCUAUGUAAACGCAACUGCUUCGUUAAUGGAUGUGAAGUCAGUGACUGCUUGGGCUGCAUGCAAUCGUGCUUUAAUGAGACCCGAGCCUGUCGGGCCAAUCGUUGCUCCUUUGUAUGUCCGUUGUCACAGCCGCUGCAUAAGUCGUUUCGCUUCUUCUUCUGCAGGGCGUGCCUGAAGCUGAAUUGUCAAGCUGAAACGGAAAGGGUGUUCGGGCCACCACCAACUGAAGAAGAUACUCAGGAAGAGGGAGGACAAGAGGGACAAGGGGGGGAAGAGGAAGAAGAGGAAGACGACGAUGAUGAUGACGACGAUGACGAAGAUGAUGAUGACGAAGAUGAUGACGAAGAUAAUGACGACGAUGAUGACGAAGAUGAUGACGACGAUGAUGACGACGAAGAUGACGACGACGAAGAGGAGGGAGCAGAGGGAGAAGAAAUGAGCACAGAAAAUCGAUUGUUGGAUUUGAUAUGA
Messenger RNA from Ciona intestinalis (vase tunicate), 732 nucleotides. The record is from RefSeq. Lineage: Eukaryota; Metazoa; Chordata; Ascidiacea; Phlebobranchia; Cionidae.